This is a messenger RNA of Cladophialophora yegresii CBS 114405, 711 nucleotides long. RefSeq lists its product as uncharacterized. NCBI's taxonomy places the organism in Eukaryota, Fungi, Ascomycota, Eurotiomycetes, Chaetothyriales, Herpotrichiellaceae. The record is from RefSeq and is a predicted model, not a curated record. The annotation marks the transcript as partial. The transcript has 2 exons.
AUCCCGGCAUCCCGGAAUCCUGGAGACGUGCUCUGUAUGGAACGCAUCUUCCCAUUGCCCGAGAUCAUACGCAAUAAGAUCAUCGAUGUUUUCUGCCCGCUUGAAUCUCCCGCCCGUGAACAGGCGAAGAACAUUAUCAGCAACAAAGACUGCCUUGUCCGCCCUUACCUCGGCCGAGCCCGUCUGGGAGGCAGUCAAAGCCGACUAAAGGCGUUUUCGCUCCGAAACUACAAGCUUCAUAUUGACCAGAUCCGACACCUAGGUCUCGACGGAGAAGAAUUUGCCAUAUCGAUGGCAAAUGCAAUGGCAGUCAUGCACUGGGAUAUUGGAAUCGACGCGGCUGAUAUUGAGUUUGUGCUUGGAAGCUCGCCAACAAUGGAUACAUUUCGAGAGAUCACUAUAUCGAACCCGAAUUUCAAGCAACGACUGGUAGGUCUUUGGCUUCUGGACUUCGACGCUUGCGGAGAUAUCACCAUGGAUUCUACUGGCGUCCAGCAAGCAGUCAGAGCUUUCUUGGAGAACGAGCCUUACUGUCCAAGACCCUAUAGUGGAACGGCCUACAGCGAUCACCUGUGGAGGGUUUUCGGUACUCAGUACCUGGCUACAAGCGCCUCGAUUCUUACGAUGGCGGAGCCUGACGUCGCAGAUUUGCCAAAUACCUUCCUGACUGGGGUUGCCCAAGCUCUAGCCGGGUCACGAAACCAGCCCUCC